This is a messenger RNA of Aspergillus bombycis, 1497 nucleotides long. Its product is annotated as FAD-dependent oxidoreductase. Lineage: Eukaryota; Fungi; Ascomycota; Eurotiomycetes; Eurotiales; Aspergillaceae. The record is from RefSeq and is a predicted model, not a curated record. The transcript has 3 exons. Gene Ontology annotation, molecular function: FAD binding. The coding region runs from base 1 to 1497 and encodes 498 amino acids.
AUGAGGUCGUCGUCGCGCAGACAGAAUCAUGCGCUGCGUGUCAUCAUAAUUGGCUGCUCUGUGGCUGGUCUCACUCUAGCCCACGCUCUAGCCAAGCGGCAAAUUGACUAUACCAUCCUUGAGGCUCACGAUUGCCUACCACUGCCGUUCACAGGAAAUGCUUUCACCUUGCUUCCCAAUGGAUCACGGAUACUAGCGCAACUCGGGGUGUGGGAAGAAAUCGCGGCAGCAUCAGAUACGAUCCACAGUCAUUCAACUUUCCUUGAGGAUGGAAGGUUGUUAGGGAGAAUAGAUGUAGAAAGACUCCUUUCCAUGAGGCAUGGUUAUAACCUAGCGGUUAUCCCACGAUGGAGAUUUUUGCAGAUUCUCUAUAAUAGCCUAAAAGAUAAACAUCGCGUGCUUUUCGGUAAGCGCGUCAUAGCUUUGAAUCAGAGCUCUUCGCAGGCCAAAGUGGAAUGCGCCGAUGGCUCCAUACUUACUGGAGACCUGGUUGUUGGCGCCGAUGGAAUCCACAGUGUCUCACGUGGCGAGAUCCUGAGGUGGAAUAGGUCCUUACAGGCAUCACCAAAUCCAAGAAAGAUACCUGAAGGUUUGACCUCAAAAUUUUCCGGCAUAUAUGGCAUCUCGCAUCCUAUUCCGGGGCUAUCCCCAGGCCACGCGCAUCGCACGUACGGAAACGGAUUCUCCUUCAUAGUCAACAUUGGAAAAGAGAACAUCUUCUGGUUACUAUCGUUCCAUGCCGGGAAGGUGCACCGUUGCCCUGAUAUACCGCGCUAUUCGCAAGACCGGGCAUCAAUUGACCAGCAGGUCUCCCCGUUUUUAGGUGCGCAUGUCUCUUCAGAUGUUCGAUUUGAAGAACUGUACAGUAAUGCAAUCACAUGUUGUCACGUCGCCCUUGAGGAGUUGCUCUGUGAGCAAUGGGCUGCAGAGAAGCUUGUGUGUAUUGGGGACUCUGUUCACAAGGUCUGGCUCAUUUUCUUUCGCUAUAUCUCCCAGCUACUCGAGUAUGUUAUUUACAAUGAACUCUGGCAGAUGACACCAAACCUGGCUCAAGGGGCAAAUUGCGCUAUUGAAAGCUCUGCCUCGCUAGCCAAUUGUAUCGUCCGCACUGUUGACCAAGACAAAUCCUGUACAUGCCCAGAUAACCCUGAGGAGGAUAUGGGCCUAGAGGCAUGGGAAGAGUCCCGAAAGCAGAAGAUGAGACGCUUUUACACGUAUUCAUGGAUUCUGGUUCGCUGUGAAGCUCUUUCUGGGCCCUGGUUCAAGGCUCUCGGCCUCUACAUCGGGUCCUUCCAUGGAGAGCAGGUAAUCAGUUACAUAUCCGACAUUAGUCCCGAGUCGGAGUACCUGGACUACUUACCGCAAUCAGAUUAUCACUUGAAGUCGCGAUCGAAGAUGCGCCAGGGUAGGCUGAAUCAAUUGAACCAUCUCUCCGUUAAGUUGGCAUUUUGGUUCUUAGAUGCUUUGAUAACGAUGUGGAGCUUUUGUUUCGCUUAG